AUGCUGCCAUUCUUGCUGUAUCGGCGACGAGAUGAAAGGAGUUGUAGUUUCACGACUAGAUUACUUCUCUAUUCGCUGUCUUCUUGGUAUUCAAGUGUGUGCGUUUUUAGCUCCUCGUCUUACACUAACAUUCUUCGUCUGCCUUUCAUUUCUUCUAUCAAUCAUUUUCAUUCAACACAGCUUUUCUUUUUGUCGCUAUAUCGACAACUAGAACACACAAGAACGCCAACGCUAUGCGUUCAAGAAAAAACUGCAAUAGUAGUAUCGGAUUACAACCAUCAUCAUUCGCGCACGCUUCACGGUGCUCUUCCUCUUCGGUCUUGCUAGAGUUCGUGAAUGGCGCCGCUCCCGCUGAACCUCAAAUUGAUAAUUUAUAUUAUAAUAUUAAUAGAUUAAUACGUUCGCAAGAAUAUAUUAUAAUGAGCAAGAUCAGAAUUCAGAUGAUGAGCCUAUUUGUAGUUGUACCCAGAGCCAGACCAACGCGUAAAGAAAUCAAAUGAAUAGCUGAACGUGAUCCGCGGUACUGGAUACCCUCCAAGAUCCAA
Molecule: messenger RNA, 545 nt
Organism: Amoebophrya sp. A25
Lineage: Eukaryota; Dinophyceae; Syndiniales; Amoebophryaceae
Source: the annotation of a GenBank genome assembly